AUGCUUGUCGGGCCAGCUAAGGCACUUUUCAUGGAUGAGAUAUCCACUGGAUUAGACAGUUCUACAACUUUCCAAAUUGUGAAAAUGCUUAGACAAUACGUGCACAUUAUGAAAGGAACUGCUUUUAUCUCCCUCCUGCAGCCGGCACCGGAGACAUAUGAUCUAUUUGACGACAUCAUUCUCUUGGCUGAUGGCCAGAUUGUCUAUCAGGGUCCUCGAGAACUAGUGCUCGAGUUUUUUGAAUCCAUGGGCUUUAGAUGCCCCGACAGGAAGGGUGUGGCUGAUUUCUUGCAAGAAGUGACAUCAAAGAAAGAUCAGCAGCAAUACUGGGCGAAGGAUGAGCCUUAUAGGUUCAUCACUGUCAGUGAAUUUGCUGAGGCAUACCAGUCAUUCCAUGUAGGCCGGAAAGUUGCAGACGAGCUUUCAGUUCCAUUUGAUAAAAGCAAAGGCCAUCCGGCUGCUUUAACUACCCAAAAGUAUGGUCUUGGAAUGAAAGAGCUCCUGAAGGCUUGUGCUGACAGAGAACUCUUACUGAUGAAAAGAAACUCAUUUGUUUAUUUCUUCAAACUUUUCCAGAUUACUAUAAUGUCAUUGAUUGCAAUGACUGUCUUUUUCCGAACUGAGAUGCACAAAAAUGAUGAAGCUGAUGGAGGAGUGUAUCUUGGUGCCUUAUUUUUCAGUGUUGUUAUGGUUAUGUUCAAUGGAAUGUCAGAGCUCGCCAUGACAAUUUAUAAACUUCCCGUCUUCUACAAACAAAGGGACUAUCUCUUUUUUCCUGCAUGGGCAUAUGGCCUUCCAUCAUGGAUCCUGAAAAUCCCGAUCACUUUUAUUGAAGUUGGGAUUUGGACAUUUCUCACAUACUAUGUUAUUGGAUUUGAUCCGAAUGUAGGAAGACUAUUUAAGCAGUAUAUGCUGCUCUUACUUCUCCAUCAAGCGGCAUCAGCAUUGUUCAGAUUCAUUGGGGCAGCGG
Molecule: messenger RNA, 970 nt
Organism: Olea europaea var. sylvestris
Lineage: Eukaryota; Viridiplantae; Streptophyta; Magnoliopsida; Lamiales; Oleaceae
Product: pleiotropic drug resistance protein 1-like
Exons: 4
Cellular component (GO): membrane
Molecular function (GO): ABC-type transporter activity
Source: RefSeq, a predicted model, not a curated record